Molecule: messenger RNA, 1934 nt
Organism: Balaenoptera musculus (blue whale)
Lineage: Eukaryota; Metazoa; Chordata; Mammalia; Artiodactyla; Balaenopteridae
Gene: EED
Product: embryonic ectoderm development
Biological process (GO): negative regulation of transcription by RNA polymerase II
Cellular component (GO): ESC/E(Z) complex
Molecular function (GO): nucleosome binding; protein binding
Source: RefSeq, a predicted model, not a curated record
AAGGAGGAAGGGGGGUGAGGGGGCAUCCUCUGAGUUCCGCCUCUCCUUUUUCGAGGCGGUCGUAGGGGAAGGGGGACGUACGAAAUAUUGCCCUCGAAAGCCAAGGAUCACACCUCUCCGUGCAAACUGCCGGGAGGGCGGCGGGAAAAGGGCAAGACGGGGAGUGGGGAAAGGGAAGGAUCCAUGAAGCCGCGCGGAGGGCGCGCGCGCGCGCCCCUUUUUCAGCAUGUGUCGGGGUCGCACGCACGCCCGCCUCGGCGGCUGGGCGCGGUUUGCGACAGUGGGGGAGUGGGUGGAGGAUGCGGCGGCAGUGGCACUUUGCGGCAAGCUCCGGACGGCUGCUUGACGGCGGUGUCGAGGCCCCGCCCUAGGCGGCAGAACCUGGAGGGAGGCGGAGGAAUAUUCCGAAGGGCAGUGUCUAACAGCGCCGGCGGGAACAGCAUGCCUGCGGCCAAGAAGCAGAAGCUGAGCAGCGACGAGAACAGCAACCCGGACCUCUCUGGAGACGAGAAUGAUGAUGCUGUCAGUAUAGAAAGUGGUACAAACACUGAACGCCCUGAUACACCUACAAAUACGCCAAACGCGCCUGGAAGGAAAAGUUGGGGGAAGGGAAAAUGGAAGUCAAAGAAAUGCAAAUAUUCUUUCAAAUGUGUAAAUAGUCUCAAGGAAGAUCAUAAUCAACCAUUGUUUGGAGUUCAGUUUAACUGGCACAGUAAAGAAGGAGAUCCAUUAGUGUUUGCAACUGUAGGAAGCAACAGAGUUACCUUAUAUGAAUGUCACUCACAAGGAGAAAUCCGGUUGUUGCAAUCUUAUGUGGAUGCUGAUGCUGAUGAGAACUUUUACACUUGUGCAUGGACAUAUGAUAGCAAUACAAGCCAUCCUCUGCUAGCUGUAGCUGGAUCUAGAGGCAUAAUUAGGAUAAUUAAUCCCAUAACAAUGCAAUGCAUAAAGCACUAUGUUGGCCAUGGAAAUGCUAUCAAUGAGCUGAAAUUCCAUCCAAGAGAUCCAAAUCUUCUCCUGUCAGUAAGUAAAGAUCAUGCUUUACGAUUAUGGAAUAUCCAAACGGACACUCUGGUGGCAAUAUUUGGAGGUGUAGAAGGGCACAGAGAUGAAGUUCUAAGUGCUGAUUAUGAUCUUUUGGGUGAAAAAAUAAUGUCCUGUGGUAUGGAUCACUCUCUUAAACUUUGGAGGAUCAAUUCAAAGAGAAUGAUGAAUGCAAUUAAGGAAUCUUAUGAUUAUAACCCAAAUAAAACUAACAGGCCAUUUAUUUCUCAGAAAAUUCAUUUUCCUGACUUUUCUACCAGAGACAUACAUAGAAAUUAUGUCGAUUGUGUGCGAUGGUUAGGUGAUUUGAUACUUUCCAAGUCUUGUGAAAAUGCCAUUGUAUGCUGGAAACCUGGCAAAAUGGAAGAUGAUAUAGAUAAAAUUAAACCCAGUGAGUCUAAUGUGACUAUUCUUGGGCGAUUUGAUUACAGCCAGUGUGACAUUUGGUACAUGAGGUUUUCUAUGGAUUUCUGGCAAAAGAUGCUUGCAUUGGGCAAUCAGGUUGGCAAACUUUAUGUUUGGGAUUUAGAAGUAGAAGAUCCUCAUAAAGCCAAAUGCACAACACUGACUCAUCAUAAAUGUGGUGCUGCUAUUCGACAAACCAGUUUUAGCAGGGAUAGCAGCAUUCUUAUAGCUGUUUGUGAUGAUGCCAGUAUUUGGCGCUGGGACCGACUUCGAUAAAAUACUUUUUCUCAAUCAAAAUUAGAGUGUGUUUUCUGUGUACAGUAGAACUAACGUAUCUUGCUAGUAAGGGCACAUAGAGCAUUUAGAGUUGUCUUUCAGCGUUCAAUCAAGCUGAGCUGAAUGUAGUGAUGUUUACAUUGUUUACACUCUUUGUACUGUCUCCUGCUCAGACUCUACUGCUUUUAAUAAAAAUUUAUUUUUGUAAA